GAUUAUAGGUUUAAUAUGAGAUUUAAAAUACAAAAAGAAAAAAAAAAUAUUAUAUUAUAUCAAGUUCAUCUUUAUAUGAUGUUAUCUCAAAAUCCACCAGGUUUAAAACCUGUGUUGGGAUCAAGAGUUGCUGUACCAGUUAAUGCUGAUUAUCCAUAUUAUGUUGCUGCAACAGUCCAGGCUAUCUGGAAGGAUUUAAGAGGCAAUGAAUAUGUCACUGUCAAAUAUGAUGACAAUCACAAAGGAGAAUGCUUAUUAUCGCAAGUUGUGGGAAACGGUUUUAAAAGCAUUCAUGAUAUCAAACUACACAAACACCAAAAGGUGUUUACGGUUCAUAAUGGCAGAGAAGUAGUUGGCGUCGUUGAAGACCACUCGGGCGGAUUAAUACGAGUGAGAUUAUCAGAGGUCGACGUCAUUUGUAAACACGAAGAAGAUGUUCGUCUGACAGAAAGCCGUUACAGCCCCAGGCUGCAAGACCACAACCAUCAAGUGGACUAUCGCAAGAUAGCUUCUGAGAAUGCAAGCCCAAAUCAUGGCAAAAAGCGACCAGUUUCAGCCAGCAUUGAAGUACCCAAAGUGAGUAGUCGGGCACGUAAAUCGUCUGCCGAACCUUCCAUGGAUGAACUGAUGGCAGCAAUGGUGCUUUCAAGUUUAUCAAGCAGUCCAGUUUUCCACAAUGCCAGAAGCCCGUCCAUGAGGAAAGAUGGAAGUCCUCACAGCUUUGCAGUAGCGGAGUUGGCCAGUUGGGCCAAGAUUCUCAAAUGUCUCCUAUCAGAGUGAACAUGUCCUCAAGCUGCUGGGCAUUCGGUUAUAAAAAGCUCUCUAGAAACUCCUGAGAGAAG
Messenger RNA from Styela clava, 842 nucleotides. The record is from RefSeq and is a predicted model, not a curated record. NCBI's taxonomy places the organism in Eukaryota, Metazoa, Chordata, Ascidiacea, Stolidobranchia, Styelidae.